This is a messenger RNA of Actinia tenebrosa (Australian red waratah sea anemone), 3615 nucleotides long. RefSeq lists its product as uncharacterized. The record is from RefSeq and is a predicted model, not a curated record. Gene Ontology annotation, cellular component: signaling receptor complex; cell surface; plasma membrane. Gene Ontology annotation, molecular function: calcium ion binding. Lineage: Eukaryota; Metazoa; Cnidaria; Anthozoa; Actiniaria; Actiniidae. Gene Ontology annotation, biological process: Notch signaling pathway; axon guidance.
CAAAUUCCUGUUCCAGAACGCUUGUCUUMGUUGUGCGGGGCAAAGCAUCUUAGACUGAGUUUUUUUGAAAGUGGAAUCGCGCGAUCCCAAGGUUUUUAGCCUGUUUGCAGGACAAGCUAAGUCAUGGAGCUGGUACAGUUUUUCGGGUUGAUUAUCCUAUUGUUCUCCGGUGUGGUUCAUUCGUGGGGUCGUAAUAGUUACAGAGGAGGAACCAUCUCUUACUGGCCAAGUACAUACCAUGCGAACUGGGUCGAGUUCAGAUACCGAUUGGCGUUUGACUUGAGCUAUGUUUACUGUUACGCUGGAAAUAUCGGACAUCCUGUUACAUGGACCUACUUGCACUCUUGGCCUUGGUCUGUGACAAAAUUUACCUAUUAUGGUUCUUCUUAUGAUGGAAAUUACGGCAAUCACAGCAGAAGUUGGUUUUUAUGCAGCAGUUACAACAGUGAAGAAGGCUGGAGCGAGGGAAACGGCUCGUUUGCUUAUCAAACCGACGACGACAUAAAGUUGAUAGCUAAAACCUAUAACUAUGGAUACUGGAUACGUAAUGUCUCUAGAGUUGAUGGUUACGGAAGCAUGCUACUGAGUGCGACGGUCAACGCAUCUGCCAUUGGUCUCUUUAACAACUCUUCGCCAGUCUCCAGUCUUCCACUAACGGUCUACGUAGAUCUAGGUAGCCCAUCAGUCAUUAAAAUACCUGUUGAAGAUCCUGAUGGUGACAUAGUGCGUUGUCGUUAUGCAAGCUACCAGGAAUGUUACAGAGGAAUGUGUACUUACUUUCCUUAUGGAGUACUAGACGAGGUAAGCAACCAGGAAUGUUACAGAGGAAUGUGUACUUACUUUCCUUAUGGAGUACUAGACGAAGGGAAUUGUACUCUCAGUUAUAAUGGCACUGGUUAUGUAAAUCAACUCCUGCCAAUCAUCUUGAAGCUUGAGGAUUAUCCUUCAGGGACGACGCAGUUUGAUUCGUCUAACGUUUUGGGUUCAGUGGAUCUGCAAUUUGUAGUACACAUCAAAAAUGCUACUGCAGUUCGCAUUCAAGGGGGAGGGUCCUCUGGUCGAUUACAAGUUCUUCAUAAUGGAGUAUGGGGUACAGUGUGUGAUGAUGGCUGGUCCAUGACCAACACCCACGUGGUUUGUCGUCAGCUUGGCUUUGAUGGUGCCCUUUCUUAUCAUAACAGUGGAGGAGGAACAGGACAGAUAUGGCUUGAUGAUGUACGAUGUUCUGGCAACGAGAGUGCUAUUCAACAGUGUAGACAUCGUGGAUGGGGUUUUCACAACUGUGGUCAUGGUGAAGACGUCUUUGUAACCUGCUAUCGUGAUGUAUCAGCAACAACAGUAGCACCAACAACAGCAUCAAUAGGAGUAGUAAACACAACAGUAACACCUGCAUUAUCAGUGCGCAUUCAAGGAGGGGGGUUCUCUGGUCUAUUACAAGUUCUUCAUAAUGGAGUAUGGGGUACAGUGUGUGAUGAUAUCUGGUCCAUGACCAACACCCACGUGGUUUGCCGCCAGCUUGGCUUUGCUGGUGCAAUUUCUUAUCAGACCAGUGGAGGAGGAACAGGACAGAUAUGGCUUGAUGAUGUACAAUGUUCUGGCAACGAGAGUGCUAUUCAACAGUGUAGACAUAAUGGGUGGGGAAGGCACGACUGUAGUCAUAGUGAAGACGUCUUUGUAACCUGCUAUCGUGAUGAAUGCAGCAACUACGCUGUGCUCCACGCAUCGGACCGUGCACAAGGAUACCGGGGAAUAAAGAACAAAUGUGACAGGUAUAUCACUCCAGCAUGGUACCGCUUCAUGGGUGAUGCAGGCACUGCCAUAGCAACAUCUUGUGUCCCUGUACGUCACUGUGGUACUGCUGCUCCAGGAUGGAUGACUGGUUCUCAUCCUACCCAAGCAGACGGUGUCGUGACUCGUACGGUGUGCUUUAACUGGAAUACCACCUGCUGUUCGCGUUCAAAAUCUAUUCGUGUUAAAAACUGUGGAGAAUUCUACGUGUACUAUCUUCGUGGACAUAGAGAUUGUAACCUGCGUUACUGUGGUAACAAUACCGAAAGCAACAAUACCUGUGUCAGUAGUCCUUGUCGUAAUGGAGCCACUUGUACCGAUACAGAUUAUGGCUACAACUGUACCUGUCCUUAUGGAUACACUGGUAGACACUGUGAAACCGUUGCAGUUGCCAAGGCAACCAACUGCUGGCACACAGCUGUUAGCAUUCAUUACACAGUUGGACCAUCUACCAUCACAGUUACACAAAGCGAUGCUAACAGUAUCAUGACCGAGGUACUGAAUCAUGGUGCCAGUCAACUCUUGUGCUCAGGUCUAACACUCAAGUUACUCAAGGUUACCAUAGCAUCCCCAGCCAAUCGUUACGUCAUUACAGGAAGCUUUGGGGUCAUGUAUGGUGAAAUGAAUUUGACUCAGAAACAGACUGCUUCGUCCUGUCUUGGGAAUGCUGCGAUAUUCAUGGCUAUAAUCCUCAGGCCUGACUAUUAUACUAGUCCCUUGAAAGGAGCAUAUUGGGCAGAUCGUGCCUCGUUAACAAAUUACAAGGACAGUACUUGCUGUAGAGAUGGGUUGGUCUCGUUUAACGAAACAUGUGAUACUUUUUUUGAAUGCAAAAACUACACCGUGCUGAGCUCAUCAGACCGAGCCGCAAACUAUUAUGGAUCAAGCUACUAUUGUGAUAGGAACGACAUCACCCCUGGAUGGUAUCGCUUCAUGGGAGAUGCUGGGACUACCAUAGCAACAUCGUGUGUUGAUAGAUACCACUGCGGAACUUAUGGUCCAGGUUGGAUGCAAGGUUCUCAUCCCACCCAAGCAGAGGGUAUCGUGACUCGUACGGUAUGCUAUCACUACCACUCCUGGGAUAGUAACUGCUGUUUCCGGAACAACACUAUUCGUGUCAAAAAUUGUGGAGGGUUCUACGUGUACGAGCUUGUCAAACCACCAGGCUGUAGCUAUCGCUACUGUGGCAACGGAAAUGUAACAGAUGGCAAUAAUACUUGCGCAAGUAGUCCUUGUCGUAACGGAGGAACUUGUUACAAUCGUUAUAAUGGAGGAUAUUCCUGUUCCUGUCCUUAUGGGUACACCGGUAGUCAAUGUGAAACAAGCAUUAACUCGUGUAGCAGUAACCCUUGUCGUAACAGAGGUACUUGUCAGGCUGGUGUUGGCUGGUACAGAUGUUCGUGUCCUUCUAGAUACACUGGACAACAAUGUCAGACUUACAUGGCGUGUACUAGUGGUCCUUGUCGUAACGGAGGUACUUGUCACAAUCGUUAUUAUGGAGGAUAUUCCUGUUCCUGUCCCAAUGGCUACACUGGUAGACAAUGCCAAACAGGCAUUAACUCGUGUAACAGUAACCCUUGUAGUAACAGAGCGACUUGUCAGGGUGGUGUUGGCUGGUACAGAUGUUCCUGUCCUUCUGGAUACACUGGACAACAAUGUCAGACUUACAUGUACCCGUGUAACAGUGGCCCUUGUCGUAAUGGAGGCACUUGUUACAAUCGUUAUUAUGGAGGAUAUUCCUGUUCCUGUCCUAAUGGCUACACCGGUAGACAAUGCCAAACAGGUAUAUUACCCUUAUGGUCACUAUGGUAGACAUAAAGAUUAUAU